Messenger RNA from Arabidopsis thaliana (thale cress), 132 nucleotides. RefSeq lists its product as uncharacterized. Lineage: Eukaryota; Viridiplantae; Streptophyta; Magnoliopsida; Brassicales; Brassicaceae. The transcript has a single exon. The coding region runs from base 1 to 132 and encodes 43 amino acids. The record is from RefSeq and is marked reviewed.
AUGGAUAAGACGGUCCUGAUUAGUACUGGUUCAGUAUUGUACCCAAAUGUCGCUUGUGAUAGAAUCGAGAGACCAAAGGCAUCAGAUGAAGCUGCACAAAUAGUGUGGUAUCAAGCUCCCUCAACCAAAUAA